UAAAAUGCAGAGAGGAGCAGGGGGAGGAAUAUUUUGGUUUAGCUUUGGGUGUGUAUAAAGGUUUCUGUCUUAACUUUUGAAAGGAUGGCAAUAUUCCUUCAUCUAGGGGAAGGGCAGGAUCUGCUUGUCUUGUGGAAUGAGGGACAAAUCCCUGCCCUGCUCAGGGCAACUUUUUAAUAAGAGAGCAGGGAAAGCAUCGAGUAACCCAACGAAGCAGGUGACCUAUGGCGAGGUUGUCAGUCAGGCCAACAGGCAGGGUGACUCUAGAGCAGCAUUGUGGGAAUGUGGCACUGCCUUGAACAGCAAUUAAAUGAUGGAAUGGUGCUUCCUGCAGCAGUGCAGCAUGAUGUGCCUGGGAUGGGGUAGGGGACAACUGGUGUGAGUGACAAGUGGUGUCAUCCAAGACUGCUACUCCCUGAUGUUGGAUAUCAGACUCUGCAGGCACCUGUGUCACUUCCCUGGCUCAUCAGCCCCCUCUGGCUCUUGCAGAGCAGUUUUCUGUGGUGGGAUCACAGCCCUGCCCCAAGUCUGUCCAGUGUACUGCAUAUACAGAUAUGAUGGUCAGGAUUAGCACUGCAGCUUGAAAUAAUCCCAAAAAUGUCACCUCCUAAACACUGAGCUUGUAAGAAAGCACCUCUGCAGAGCUUUCUAGCCAGAAGUGUUUUCUUUUGAGAGUUCUGAAGGACUUACUGAGUUCUUUGCUGACUGCAGCACUUAAGCAUGAGUUUGGCUUUAAGUGAGAAUGUUCAGGUGCUUACAGCUGGUUUGUAAUAAUCUAUCAUUUACAAACUUAAGCCUGAUUGUUUAGUCCUUUCCUAAAUACCAGUUGCAGGAGGCAGAGAGGACAUCUUUAUCCCCUGCUGCUUUCUGGAGAAAGUGUCAGUUCUGCGGUUCUCUCUGUUCUAUAUUUCUUUGCACCAGAAAUGACCCUGCUGCUCUUUGUCGACAGUGUUUCCUUUUAUCCCUCUCCUGGCAGCUGCUCUUGCUCCAUUCUGAUGUUGGAACAGCAAAUGAAUUCCCUCUGAAGCAAAUGUCAAGCCAGUAAAGAUGUUGAAGCAGCAAGAAAAUCAUCUCUUUCUCUGAAGACAGAAUUGGAGACCUUUGUGAAUGAGAUGUUCUUAAAAUAGCUCCUCAGUAUGUUAUCUUCCCUAGAAGGUGCAGAAUUGAAAGCAUCACCACAAGGCACUUGCCCUUGUGUGAGCAGCAUCCCUAAAUGAUGGGUUUUGGAGAGGGGAGAGAAGCAGGCUACUUCCUUUUCCUCCUCUCCAGGCAAAAAGCACUGCAUGAUUUUCAUCUCUGUGUGAUGGUACAUUUAUGUUUUUUCCAAGAAUUGCAUCGCUGUUUGCUGCUUGUUUAAAUAUGUCAUGUGUUGAGUGACCUUGUUCUCCAUGAUCCACUGUUACUGGGGUAAACUGGUAGCUAAAAGCAAAGCCAAGCCACAAGUUGAGUAGAGGUGCUCUGAAUUACCCUCUCCAAGGAUCAGGGUGGUUGAGGCCUCUGUGGAGAGUAGAGGUUCUCAGCUGUUGGGGUGUGCCACAGCCUGGAUAGGCUGAACUCAGCAUUGAGUCACAUCAUGCAGUUCAGUUCCUGUCUUGAUUCAAAUCUGUUUUCCAAGGAAGAUAGCGGCUCUGGAAACCUUCUCUUCUGUGGAACUUCGGAGUCACUGGUUCAGGUGAUGGAAGCUCCGUUUCUGUGGUCAGACAGACAACAGGCAUUGGUUGUACAUGGAGAAUUUGGUUAGUUUGGGAGGUCUUGCUGAGAUUUUUCCAGCCUCAACUAGUUCAGGAUGUUUGAUUCCCUGAUAACCUCAGGAGAGCGUUGGGCCCAGCAGCAGGGAUGGCAUGAGCUGCUGGGCUGUGACAUCCCAUUGUCCCUGAGUGUAGGGCAGGGCUCACAUUCUGGAGUCCCACAACUUGAUGAGCCAGUGCUCCACGGGUUGCAGGUGCCUUUUGAGAAUUCAUUGUUGUGUUGUUGCUUCAUAAUCCUGUCCUUGAAAACAGAUGUUUUUGAAGAAAGUAAAUCUUGCAUAUGUGCACUUCAGAGCAGAAAAUGCAGGCUGCACAUGUGACAUGCACAUGAGCUGUCGUUACUUUGUUUAUUGAAAAAAUUAUUGUAAUGAAUGGAAUUGAGGGUUUGGGUGGUAAAAUUAAUCCAGAAAAGUCUGAUACAACUUUUUGCCAGAAUCAUGAAUAGAAUCUUCCACAUGCUUGUGAAUAUCUGAAUAUUUCUAUUUUUCUUCAACUUGGUGGAAGGGGAAUUGAUAAGUUAAAAUACUACAUGCAAAACCGAAAUCACUAAUUGAAGAAUAGGAAUUUUUAUAGCAGUUUCAUAAUUAUAUUCAUAACAUAAGUUUAUGGAAAAAUAAGUUUAUUAGGAGAAAUGUUAACAUUUUGACAUCUUCAGUUUUUCAUCUUUUGUGUGAAGGUGUACUGAUAUAAGCACAGAGUUUCCAGAGGUUUCUCAGCUAAGACUAAUAAUGUUUUUCCUAGUCCUGUUUUUUUGACAUGAUAAUAUCUCUUUAAGGGCUUUCUUUACCAGAUCAAUUCCUUUCCUACCAGGAGAACUAAAGCUUUUCAGCUGUCUGUCCAAUUUAUCCUUCUGGACUAAAUUUCUCAUCUCGAGAUAACCAGCAGCAACCUUCCCCUCAGGAGAUUUGUAUCAAUUAGUUCUGCAUCACUGAUUCCUGUGGUACUGGGGGACUAGUGGGUUGUAAGAAAGCUGCUCUGUAAACAGUUAUGGCUGUUGGGGGUUCUGGGGGUUUGUCUUUACUUUUUUUUGUUUAGAGGCCAUGGGUGCCAUCACUGGAGAUCUUGCUCAUGCUUGCCCUGUCCUUGCCUGUGAGGCUGGGCACUGCUUCACUGCAGAGGGCAUGCAGGACUGUUCAAGGUUUGUGCUGCCUGGUGGGCUGGGGGAUGAGAGCUCUGGGUGCUCUCUGGCUGCCGCAGCGGCCCCGCUGCCACCCCUGGUGUCACCAGCUCCUCACAUGGCUGGCCAGGUGGCAAGUGGGAAGUCACUGCUGCUGAUGGUAACGUGAGUGGCAGAUGCAGUCUGGCAGGAAAGCAGGUUAUUCUGCAGCUUGAAUGCAGGCCAGGCUUCACCUAAUCCCUCUCUUAGCCACAGAAAGGUGGCUUUAAUCUAUUUAUUCUGCAUUUGGUUGUUUUUUCAGUGCUGAUCUAUCUGCAAAUGCCAUUGCACUGUUUGUCUGUUUCUAUCCAUUUGCCAUUAGCAGAUGUGUUGGGACAUGAGGCUGUUUCCAGUCACUCAAAUCUAAUCCUAGCAGUGCUGCAGGAUCUUAGGAAUUUCUCUGCAUUUAUACAGAAGUAAACGAUGUAUAACAUGUCAUUUUUAAGAAUCUGCUACCAGCAAUUUUGUUAGACAAAAUUGUUAGGAGUUUGUUAGACAGCUGAUUUUCUUUCUGCUGAUGUUUUAGACAAAACUAAUUUGAUAGGAUUAUUAGAGGAGGAAAAUUAAAAGGACAGAAUCAUCCAGGAAGCUCAUUAAAAUGGAAACCCUGAAAAAACUGGGUAAUUGGGUGUUGAUUGUGUCCUCCCCCCCCCUCACUUUAUGAGCAGUAUUGUAUUAAAAGUAACAUGUCUGCAGGAUGAUGCUUCAACAUCUGUUAUUGCUGAAACAAAAUUAUUUGCUUGUUUUUUCCUCUCUACAUUCUUCCAACAUCUGCAUGUGUAGAUCUAUCCUGUAUAUAUUUAUCCCGUCUAACACCACUCCUUUCCAGGGAAAAGGCAUCAAAGGGAAUGGGAUCCUCGCUUUGGUUUGGAGGAGGAUUCUGUGUUGCCGCUCACUUGUAUUAGAUCCUGGGCCUCUUGCUUACCUUUGGACUUAGACAGGCCUAAUCUGUGAAGAUAAUUAAAGUUCCUCUACUCUGGAUGCUAGCCGAGGGCGGGCCCGGCCAUGUCCCCGCUACCCGAGGCGGAGCUGGUGCGCAGCUCGGUGCAGCUGUACCGGUACCUGCUCCGCUGCUGCCGCCGCCUGCCGCCCGGCCCCAUCCGCCAGCACUACCGGCACGCCAUCAGACAGAGUUUCAAAGUCCAUGCUGAUGAAGAUGAUCCUGAGCGAAUCCAGCAGAUCAUUAAGAGAGCCAUUGAAGAUGCUGACUGGGUGAUGAAUAAAAUGUCUUCAGACAAUUUACAUGAACUUCCAGAACUACAGCUGCUUUUCCUCAGACCUUGCCCAUGGCUGCAGAGAUCAGGGACAGACCACACAAGGGCAGAGCUGUGGUGCUGAGCUCCCCUGUGCUGUCAGACUGGUUUCUCAGUAUAAAAGCCAGGAAUAGAAGAGGAAGGAUGAAACCAAGAAGGACAUUGGUAAACAGCCUUAGAGGACUUGCAGUGAAGUUCCGUACCAUAUUGAAUUAUUGCCUGAAGUUUUCUCUUGGAUAAUAUAAAUACAAUAAUUGAUAUUUCACUGGGAUGUCAUGAAACUAAAUUAAUAUUUCUGAAGGUA
Molecule: messenger RNA, 4461 nt
Organism: Cyanistes caeruleus (blue tit)
Lineage: Eukaryota; Metazoa; Chordata; Aves; Passeriformes; Paridae
Gene: LYRM9
Product: LYR motif containing 9
Source: RefSeq, a predicted model, not a curated record